Venturia canescens is the source of this 1949-nucleotide messenger RNA. It is a transcript of the gene Acat1, whose product is annotated as Acetyl-CoA acetyltransferase 1. The coding region runs from base 386 to 1891 and encodes 501 amino acids. Gene Ontology annotation, molecular function: acetyl-CoA C-acetyltransferase activity. NCBI's taxonomy places the organism in Eukaryota, Metazoa, Arthropoda, Insecta, Hymenoptera, Ichneumonidae. The transcript has 8 exons. The record is from RefSeq and is a predicted model, not a curated record. Gene Ontology annotation, biological process: fatty acid beta-oxidation. Gene Ontology annotation, cellular component: mitochondrion.
UGAGAUACAGACCGACGAGACGAGCCAACCUAUCAAUUAUAUACAUAUAUGCAUUACUUGUGAAAUAUUCCCCUACUGGGAGAUAGCCAAUAAAAGUGAUAAGAAUAUAUAUAAGGAAAUAUAACUCUCGUCUUUUUACCAUGCGGGUAAUCGGCAGUUAAAAAUAAGAAGAGUUAAAUACUGGAUAUAUGUGUAGACCACACGCCAACAAAACUAACCACAAUUAAGAAAAAAAAGUAAUGCUGUAUGCUGUAUCAUCUGCGGCACAACUGGCUUGCUCGUCUAGUUCUCAUUUUUUAAAAAAGUUGACAUUUUUAUGAUAUAUUUUUAUGAAGAAAGUAUUUAAAUAAUAUAUUUUAUAAGACGAACAAUUUUACUAAUUAAAAUGCUUGCCACAAACGUCGCAAAGGUGGGUUGCCUAGGCAGGUAUCGAGCCUACAGUACCGCAGUUAAUUUGAAGGAUGUCGUUAUCGUCAGUGCAGCGAGGACACCCAUGGGCUCAUUUCUCGGUUCUUUAUCUUCUCUUUCCGCAACAAAACUCGGUGCUGUUGCUAUCCAGGCUGCUAUAGAACGAGCUGGAAUCCCUAAAGAACAAAUCCAGGAAGUUUACAUGGGCAAUGUAUGUCAGGGCUACUUGGGACAAGCACCUGCAAGACAAGCAACUCUUUUCGCUGGACUUCCGAAAUCGACGAUUUGUACAACAGUGAACAAAGUAUGCGCCAGUGGGAUGAAGAGUGUCAUGUUAGCAUCCCAAGCUAUUCAAUGUGGUAAUCAAGAUAUUCUUAUCGCUGGUGGAAUGGAAUCCAUGUCAAACGUACCAUUUUAUCUCAAGAGAGGUGAUACAACCUACGGUGGAAUGAAACUCGAGGACGGUAUUGUUUUUGAUGGACUGACCGACGUUUACAACAAAUGCCAUAUGGGAAAUUGUGCGGAACAUACUGCAAAAAAAUUUGGUAUUUCUCGCAAGGAUCAAGAUGAUUUUGCUAUUGGUAGUUACAAAAGGAGCGCGGCUGCAUGGCAACAGAAUUUAUUCAAAGAUGAGAUUGUUCCGGUAAACGUAGCCCAGAAAAAAGGAAAACCCGAUGUCGUUGUUGCCGAGGACGAGGAAUAUAAACGCGUCAAUGUGGACAAGUUCCAUACCCUUCGAACGGUUUUCCAAGAAAACGGAACAGUUACAGCAGGAAAUGCAUCCACCUUGAAUGACGGAGCUGCUGCUUUGCUUUUAACAAACUCCGAAGUAGCCCAAAAGCUCAAUUUGAAACCUCUGGCCAGAGUCGUGGGAUUUCAAGACGCAGCAACAGAUCCUAUAGAUUUUCCAAUUGCUCCUGCACUGGCUAUACCCACGUUGCUGAAAAAUGCGAACGUGAAUAAGGACGACGUUGCUUUGUGGGAAAUAAACGAAGCUUUCAGUGCAGUUGUUGUUGCCAAUCAGAAACUCUUGGAAAUAGACCCUUCAAAAAUAAAUGUUCACGGAGGUGCGGUUUCACUCGGACAUCCAAUUGGGAUGUCCGGUGCUCGAAUAAUCGUUCAUCUCGUCCAUGCCUUGAAAGCUGGAGAAAAGGGGGUCGCUUCGAUUUGUAAUGGCGGUGGUGGAGCUUCUUCGAUACUUAUUGAAAAAUUAUCACAUCAAGCGUCAUCACCACCGAGGAUCACAUUGUUCACCAAAAACCCAUGUCCGCUGUGCGACGUUUUGAAAGACGAAUUAGAAACACAUUUUUCAAGUCGCUACCAACUCGAGCAGAUCGACAUUAGUGCCCAGGGCAAUGAAUCUUUCUAUAAAUUAUACAGAUACGAUAUACCCGUUCUAUUUUUAGAGGGACAAUAUUUAUGCAAGCAUCGACUCGACACCCAACUUUUAGAAAAAAGACUCAAAGAAUUGUCAGAAAAAUAAUCCUUGCAUUCCGAAUAAUCCGCCGUUUAUCGUUGUAUAAUAAAAACUUUGGAUUAUA